Messenger RNA from Gaeumannomyces tritici R3-111a-1, 321 nucleotides. RefSeq lists its product as hypothetical. The record is from RefSeq and is a predicted model, not a curated record. The annotation marks the transcript as partial. NCBI's taxonomy places the organism in Eukaryota, Fungi, Ascomycota, Sordariomycetes, Magnaporthales, Magnaporthaceae. The transcript has a single exon.
AAAACUUUUAAAACAAAAAUAAUAUUGGGAUCGUACAAAAGGACCCCGGGGGAUACAAAUGUCUUAGCUUUUAAAAAGCCGGUUACUUACUUUAAAUGCGGGCAAUUAAGCUAUAUCGUUGCAGCAUGCAAAAUACGAACGGACAACCCGGAAACCCUAUUAGCCCCAACGACCAUACAAAGGGCAAAAAGGAAAAGGCCCGAAAUACGGUGUUACGGAUAUGGGAAAUUGGGCUAUAUCCGGCCGGCGUGCCCUAAAAAAAGCAAAAUAUCGCUACCUAACUCGAUACCGCUAUUUGGCCGUUUAGGCACCGGGGCUUAA